Monoraphidium neglectum is the source of this 765-nucleotide messenger RNA. RefSeq names its product 20S proteasome subunit alpha 4. Lineage: Eukaryota; Viridiplantae; Chlorophyta; Chlorophyceae; Sphaeropleales; Selenastraceae. The record is from RefSeq and is a predicted model, not a curated record. The coding region runs from base 1 to 765 and encodes 254 amino acids. Gene Ontology annotation, cellular component: nucleus; proteasome core complex; proteasome core complex, alpha-subunit complex. The transcript is spliced from 4 exons.
AUGCCUGCACAGCGCUCUCAUGCCCUGCCAGGGCUGCAUCAGUUCCAAGUGGAGUACGCCCUGGAGGCCGUUCGCAAGGGCGCACUGGCAGUGGGCGUGCGCGGCGGCGACACAGUUGUUCUAGGUGUGGAGAAAAAGUCGACAGCGCGUCUGCAGGACGCACGCACCGUGCGCAAGAUCGUGCGUGUGGACGACCACAUCUGCCUCGCGUUUGCUGGGCUCACAGCCGAUGCGCGCGUGUUGGUCAACCGCGCGCGGAUUGAGGCGCAGUCGUACCGUCUGACCCUGGACGAGCCUAUCAGCAUAGACUACCUCACCAAGUACAUCGCGGGGGUGCAGCAGCGCUACACGCAGUCGGGGGGCGUGCGGCCCUUUGGCAUAUCCACCCUCAUCGUUGGCUUCGACCCGCUUGGCGCGCCGGCGUUGUACCAGACCGACCCCAGCGGCACCUACAGCGCCUGGAAAGCCAAUGCGAUCGGUCGCAACUCCAAGACGAUUCGCGAAUUCCUCGAGAAGCACUACACGGAGACCAGCGGGCGCGACACCAUCAAGCUCGCCAUCCGCGCGCUGAGCGAGACUGUGGAGGCCGGCAGCAAGAACAUAGAGAUCGCCGUCAUGGAGCGUGAUACUGGGCUGCGGCUGCUGGGGGAUGAAGAGCUGGACGCCUUGGUGGCGGAGGUGGAGGCAGACAAGGCUGCAGCGGAGGCUGCCAAGAGGGGCGGUGGCGGCGGUGCGACGGGCGGCGGCGCAGGGCCCAGCAGCUGA